AUGGCAUCCACCCUAUCUCCCCGACUUAUUCGCCUCACACCUCUAUCCCACUUCUCUCGCCCUACCUCAACCUGUACCCGGGUUUUCAUUUCGCGCUACAGUACCAGUUCAGACGAAGAAGUGAUCAAGACUCAACAGAUCCCCGCACCAGGAUCAGGUCAUGUACGCGUGCUCCAACUCAACCGGCCUAGCGCCCGCAACGCGAUCUCGCGUCACCUGCUCGAUACCCUAUCCAAGCACGUGAAGUCCGUCGCCGCAGAGGAGGGCAACGGGCCGACUCGUGCCUUGGUAUUGUCAAGCAACGUUGACGCCGCAUUCUGCGCAGGCGCAGAUCUAAAAGAGCGCGCCAAAAUGAGCCCUGCCGAAACAGAAGAUUUCCUCCUGGAUCUCCGCAGCACAUUUAAAGACCUGUCAAACCUCCAAAUACCCACCAUCUCGGCGAUUUCCUCCAUGGCCCUUGGUGGCGGCCUCGAACUCGCGCUCACCACACACCUUCGCGUUUUCGGCUCCUCUAGUAUCGUCGGACUCCCCGAGACCCGCCUUGCGAUCAUCCCCGGCGCUGGCGGAACAUACAGGCUGCCUGCGCUCAUUGGUAUGAACCGUGCGCGCGACAUGAUUCUUACCGGGCGCAGAGUGACUGGCCCAGAAUCUUACUUCAUGGGGCUGUGCGACCGUCUUGUGGAGGUUUUGCCCGAGGAGGCGACAAAAGAGGGUGUUGCGCGCGAGAAGGUCCUGAGGGAGGCUAUUCGGUUGGCGCUGGAUAUUUGCGAGGGUGGUCCUAUUGCGAUCAAGCAGGCUUUGUUGGCCGUGGAGGGAUCGCCUAUGGGGGAGGCCUCAGAGAACAGAGCUUAUGAGGGAGUUAUUGAGACGGAGGAUCGGUAUGAGGCGCUGCGCGCCUUUGCUGAGAAGCGGAAGCCAGCUUUCCGGGGACGAUAA
This is a messenger RNA of Penicillium angulare, 936 nucleotides long. Its product is annotated as putative mitochondrial methylglutaconyl-CoA hydratase (Auh). The transcript has 2 exons. Gene Ontology annotation, biological process: fatty acid beta-oxidation. Gene Ontology annotation, cellular component: mitochondrion. The coding region runs from base 1 to 936 and encodes 311 amino acids. NCBI's taxonomy places the organism in Eukaryota, Fungi, Ascomycota, Eurotiomycetes, Eurotiales, Aspergillaceae. Gene Ontology annotation, molecular function: enoyl-CoA hydratase activity. The record is from RefSeq and is a predicted model, not a curated record.